Messenger RNA from Closterium sp. NIES-67, 1192 nucleotides. NCBI's taxonomy places the organism in Eukaryota, Viridiplantae, Streptophyta, Zygnematophyceae, Desmidiales, Closteriaceae. The record is from the annotation of a GenBank genome assembly.
ACGAGGCGGUUUGUGGCGAGUAAGUCCCUUCCGCUGCGUCGGCAUCCACAAUUGCUGCUUCCUGGUGGCGCGCACCGCACUUGCCAUAGCACGCUUCUCAUACGCGGCACACAUCCCACCCCGAGCAACCUCCACCAGGCCCACACUCCACAUCUGCCUUCUCUCCCCCGCCUCCGCGCCCCACCGCUCCUCCCCUCCGCGCGUCAAUGGCGGCAUCGCUUGCGCCACCGUGCCGCUCCGCGCUUUGUCCGCCGCCACUCCGCCUCGCCUCGCGGCAUUCCACCUUCCGCACCUCCUCCUCCCCAUCCUUGCCGCUCCACCCGCGGCCGGUACGCAAAGGGAUGCGCGCGCGGGGGGCAGUGCGCGCGGGUAUCGCGGAAGCGGACGGGGAGCCUGCGCCGAUGGGGCACGUGACGAAGUACAACGACUCGCCCAUCGACCUCGCGCUCAUGGGGCUCUUCCGCCGCAAGAUGGAGCAGCAGAUCGGUGAGGUGAGGACGAAGCAGGGCGGGUACGAGGCAUUCGUGGAGGUGUCGCGGCGGGUGAUGCAGGGCCGCACAGCGGCGGAGCAGCGCGCCAUCGUGGCCAACGUCCUCAUGUCUCUGCUGCCGCCCAACGCCCCCGCCACCUUCCGCAAGCUGUUCCCACCCACCAAGUGGUCGGCGGAGAUCAACGCCGCCAUCACCGUGCCGGGCUUCCAGUGGCUCGUCGGGCCCUGCCAGCUGAAGGAGGUGGAGGUGAACGGGCAGAAGCAGAUGAGCGGCGUGCAGGUCAAAAAGUGCAGGUACCUGGAGGUGAGUGGGUGCGUGGGCAUGUGCGUGAACAUGUGCAAGCUGCCCACACAGGACUUCUUCACCAACGACUUUGGCCUCCCGCUCACCAUGACCCCUAACUUUGAGGACAUGAGCUGCGAGAUGGUGUUUGGCCAGAUGCCCCCUCCCCUCUCCGAGGACCCAGCUCUCAACCAGCCCUGCUUCGCCGCACUCUGUUCCAUGGCCCAACCAGAGGCUGACAAGUGUCCACGAGCCCCUGAUGCUACUGCACCUUAGCAGGGUGUUCACCUGGCUUUGAAUCACUGUAAUUAUGUUGAUACUAGUGAAAGUGUGUAAUGAGCUUGUAAGGUAAUGGUUAUUAUCAGAAUUGAAGAAGUGAAUGAUAGAGUGAGAGUACACACAACUAUACCUAAGUGUUG